UUGUUAACAAACCUCUCCAAAUGAGCACCACCAUCAUCGUCAUCAUUCAGCGUGAAUUCGAUCGCCAUUGAACAUUUUCAGAUCGGCUCGUAAUGUCCUGAUCCGAACGAACGGCAGCAACGGCGAAGAUGAACUGUACAGCACUCAACAGCAAUCAAAUCGAAACGACACCUAACAACCAUCCCCGGCUGGCGGUACCAACAGCUGCGACCAGAGCUUCCGUUGGAGUACCGGUACCAAAUGCAUCCAGCAGUUCCGGGAUUUUCUUCCACCACACCAACAACCUCCUGGACGUGCCUCGACCGAACAACUCCGAGGAGGAAAACUCUCCUACCGAACUUAACAACUGCCGGCGGAUAACGGAGAAACCUCCCUUGGUCAAACGCCUAACCAUGGGCAUCCUCCGGACAGCCGAAGACAGUAGACCCCUGGUGCACAGCUCGUCCCCCUCGAGCUCAUCCAGCUCGUCGCAAACGAUCUCCGAUGGAUACGUCAACGAAGGCAUCUGCAGCGAAGCAGUAGAGGCGAACGUAGUAUUCAACAAAUUCGGCGAUUCCUGCCAAAGGACGCUGGUGACGCAAGCUACCGUGGAAGGAUCACCCCGCUACAACCACAGCAUAGCCCUGUAUCCACAGGCCGGCUCGACCGGAGCCUCCAUCCCACUGCGGAACGAUUGCCUUAGCUUGAAGGAACAACACGAACUGAAGGGAGCGCCCUGGUUCCAGGCCGGGAUUCCAAGGGAAAUUUCCCUGGAGGUCCUCUCCCGACAGAAUCCGGGAGCGUUUUUGGUGCGCCAGAGCACCACCAAACCAGGCUGUUUUGCUCUGUCCCUCAGAGUACCACCACCAGCACCAAAAGUAGCGCAUUAUCUAAUUUUAAGGACGAUACGAGGUUAUAAGAUUAAGGGCUUCACCAAGGAAUUCAGCUCGCUGCGGGCGCUGAUAACGCACCACUCUGUGAUGCCAGAGUUGCUACCGGUUCCGCUGGCCCUGCCUCGACCCCCACAGGCCGGUCCACGACAAGAGGAUCCCGAAAUGUACGGUUCAUUGAACGAGUUUCAGAAAAUUAUGGCAGAAUAAUGUUUAUCGAAAGUUGAUUGUGAAAGACUUGACUAGUCAUUUAACCACUUAGGACUAGAAGAAGCGGGACGAUAGGAAAUAUAAAUAUAUGCGUUUGCAAAACUAUUAUAACAAAACUGUGAAAACAUACAACGGUGACACAUUUGGCUUUAAUUCGAGAGAAAAAAAUAUGUAAAACACCAAGUUCAAAUUGUUUAAACUGUAAGACGUGUGGUUGUAUAUUCCAAUUGUUGAAACACAUUAGAUGUAUGUAGUGAAAAUUUAAAAACCAUUAACCUAGUUGUGAAGUUUACAUGUAGGAAUAAUUAUUGGACAAAUACACAGAAAUACAAGUAA
Ochlerotatus camptorhynchus is the source of this 1415-nucleotide messenger RNA. Its product is annotated as EGFR adapter protein-like. The record is from RefSeq and is a predicted model, not a curated record. The transcript is spliced from 4 exons. The coding region runs from base 129 to 1079 and encodes 316 amino acids. NCBI's taxonomy places the organism in Eukaryota, Metazoa, Arthropoda, Insecta, Diptera, Culicidae.